AUGCCCGUGUCCAGCACUGUCGCCUACAUUCUUGCCUCCCUGACCGCCGGUGGUGGAACCAUGGGUUAUGUCAGAACUGGCUCUGUUCCAUCCAUCGCUGCAGGUGUCUCCGUCGGCGCCUUGUACGCACUGGGAGGUUACCGCAUCUCUAACCGCCAACCCUACGGUAUUGAGUUGGCUCUGUUGGCCAGUGUUGUUCUUGCCGGAAGCAGUGUCCCAAGAGCCAUCAAGUCCGGAAAGCCCCUUCCCAUUGGCCUGAGUCUUCUUGCUGCCUACGGUCUCUACAGCUUCGGCUCUGCCUGGUCUUCCAGAGUUCGUUAA
Aureobasidium musti is the source of this 321-nucleotide messenger RNA. Lineage: Eukaryota; Fungi; Ascomycota; Dothideomycetes; Dothideales; Saccotheciaceae. The record is from the annotation of a GenBank genome assembly.